UUUCGAACCAAAUUGUACCAUGCACGACAAUACACCGCCACGAUCGCCGAUGGAUGGCAGUCUGUUGGAAAACGAGGAAGAUGAGCUGAUUUACGUCGGUGACGCAGAUGAGGUGCUCGAUGCAUGGGAAGCAGAAGCAAACCUUGAAGAAGACGACGAAGAGGAAGCAGCAGGUGAAGAUGAUACGGGAUCAGUUCGCUUCCGUUCGUGCGAACGGGAUGAUGCGAAGCUAACCUUCACGAAACACACCGCCACCGUGUUCUGUGGUGCGCUUCAUCCAACGGAAGAUUUAGCCGUAACGGGCGGUGAGGACGACAAAGCAUACGUGUGGAACAUACGGACCGGUGAGGUACAGCACGAGGUGACCAAUCAUACCGAUUCGGUCGUCGCGGUUGGAUUCAGCCACGACGGUGUGUACGUUGCCACGGCGGACAUUUCCGGCUACAUACAGGUGUUUAAGUUGACGCAAAACUAUCGCAAAGUGUGGGAGUUUAAUGUGGGUGAUUUGUGCUGGAUGCGAUGGCACAGCGGUGCGUACGUACUGAUGGCGGGAUGCGAUUCCGGCGAGGUGUACAUCUGGCGUAUACCGUCCGGCGACUGUAAGGUACUGCCCGGACAGGAUUGUAAAACGGAAGCGGCAGAACUUACGCACGACGGUAAGAAGCUAGCCGUUGGGUACGGUAAUGGACACUUUAAGCUAUGGGACUUGAAAUCGGGCUCACCGGUGAUGGAGGUGGAUUCGUCCGUUGGACACAAGACGAAUAUUACGACGGUGUCGAUCGAUCAGGAAAAUCAACUGUUUGUGACCGGUGCGGAAGAUGGUAGCUCGUACGUGAUGGGACCGAACGGUGUGCUGGGAAUGCUAGUAGGGCCGAGCGAAGCACUGCUCGAGUCGGUACUGGUAGACUAUCCUGGAUUUGAGAUAAAGGUGGCAGCAACCGGCACGUUGCAGGGAAAAGUAACGAUCUGGGACGUGGCACGACAAACGAAGCGGGUCGAGUGUGUGGACGAAGAACCGACCGGCAUUACAAAAAUGCUUUGGUUGAAGGACUUCACAAUCUGUGCCGGUACGCUUGGUGGUUACAUCAAGGGCUGGGACUUUCGGAGUGGGGCGAAGCGUUUCACGCUCGAUGGCCAUACGAACGAUAUUCAGGAUAUCGUGUACGAUAGGGAGCGAAACAUAAUACUUUCCACAUCCGAAGAUCGUACGGCGAAGAUAUUCGAAGUGCCUGCAAGUCAAUAGAUGACCGAAUGUUAA
Messenger RNA from Anopheles maculipalpis, 1258 nucleotides. RefSeq names its product angio-associated migratory cell protein. The record is from RefSeq and is a predicted model, not a curated record. Gene Ontology annotation, molecular function: protein binding. Lineage: Eukaryota; Metazoa; Arthropoda; Insecta; Diptera; Culicidae. The coding region runs from base 20 to 1243 and encodes 407 amino acids. The transcript is spliced from 3 exons.